AUGGAUAAAGAGUUUGUGUAAUUAAAAUGAAUAUUAUAAUAGAUAUAAUCUUGAAAAUGGUAACUAUUAUGUGUUAGAUUUUGUUAACCAGAAGGUAUAAUAAACAAAUUCAAGAGGAAAAUUUCCUGAAAGUUUCAUACCUUAUCAAAGUGGAUUUAGUAAUUCUUAAUAAAGAUAAUUAAAAUUGAAAUAUCAUAACUCUGUUUCAUACACUCCACAUUAGAAUAAAUAUUUUGGUUAUUGUUAAUGUCCUAAUUAAAAAAUCAAACAUACAUCUUUAUCAAAAGUCAUAAUUUCUAAAAAUACAUCUGACCGAAUCUAAGAUGUCAAACAAACUUUACCUGUAAAUCUAGUCAAUUGUUUUAAUAAGCCAAAAACUCCUAAAAUAUCAUUAACUCAAAAUAUUUAUCCACCAAAAUAUAGAAUAACAGAAAAUAAUUUUGAUGAUAAUCUCAUUCCUCAUUUAAGUGGAACUAUAAAAGAUGCAUCAUAAGUUUAUAAAUCUGGAUCAAUUGAAUCAAUGAAAUAUAGAAAAGGAACUAAAAUCAUGGAUAAAUUUCUUAAGUUUAAAAAAAAUGAGCCAGAUUAAUUAAGAUUCACUUGUAGAUACCUAAACAAUAAUAAAAUCAAAUCUCCUCCCUUUAAAGUGAUGUAAAGAUAUGAGAUCAUCAAUAAAAUAAAUUAGGAAUAAGAGAGAAAAAGAGCAAAAUCAAUAGAUGAUAGUCUUGUUAAAAGAAUUCCUCCAGUUCCUAAUUUAUAGACUUUACCUUCUAAAGUUUAAAAUAACUUCUAUUAAAAUAUUGAUGUUUCAUUAUCUCAUUCUAUCGACUCUUAGAAAAUCAAAGCAUUCAUUUCAUUGAGAUGA
Molecule: messenger RNA, 865 nt
Organism: Paramecium pentaurelia
Lineage: Eukaryota; Ciliophora; Oligohymenophorea; Peniculida; Parameciidae
Source: the annotation of a GenBank genome assembly